CGGAUGCCAUGGUUACUCCUACCACGAUCUUACAGGUGAACAAGGUGAUGUCCAUCUUGUUUUAUGUGAUAUUUCUCGCUUAUCUUCGUGGCAUCCAGUCUACCAACAUGGAUCAGAGGAGUUUGCCAGAAGAUUCAAUAAAUUCUCUUAUUAUUAAACUCAUUCAGGCAGACAUUUUGAAAAACAAGCUUUCUAAGCAGAUGGUAGACAUUAAGGAAAACUAUCAAAACACCGUGCAGAAAGCAGACACUCAGCAAGACAUGGAUGGAGAUGAAAAUGUGAAAUCAGACUUCCAGCCAAUUAUCUCAAUGGAUACAGACCUCUUAAGGCAGCAGAGACGCUACAACUCUCCCCGAGUCCUCUUAAGUGACAACACGCCGCUGGAACCACCGCCGCUGUACCUCAUGGAGGAUUAUAUUGGAAAUUCGGUGGUGGUGAACAGAACCUCCCGGCGGAAAAGGUACGCGGAGCACAAGAGCCACCGAGGGGAAUAUUCCGUUUGUGACAGUGAAAGUUUAUGGGUCACGGACAAAUCGUCUGCGAUCGACAUUAGAGGACACCAGGUAACUGUGCUGGGAGAAAUUAAAACAGGCAACUCUCCAGUUAAGCAAUACUUUUAUGAAACGAGGUGUAAAGAAGCCAAGCCUGUAAAAAACGGCUGCCGCGGCAUUGAUGACAAGCACUGGAACUCCCAAUGCAAGACAUCCCAGACUUAUGUUAGAGCACUGACUUCAGAAAACAAUAAACUGGUAGGCUGGAGAUGGAUAAGAAUAGACACGUCCUGCGUGUGCGCAUUGUCAAGGAAAAUAGGAAGAACAUAA
Gavia stellata (red-throated loon) is the source of this 821-nucleotide messenger RNA. It is a transcript of the gene NTF3, whose product is annotated as neurotrophin 3. Gene Ontology annotation, biological process: nerve growth factor signaling pathway; cell surface receptor protein tyrosine kinase signaling pathway; negative regulation of neuron apoptotic process. Bases 9 to 821 code for a protein of 270 amino acids. Lineage: Eukaryota; Metazoa; Chordata; Aves; Gaviiformes; Gaviidae. The record is from RefSeq and is a predicted model, not a curated record. Gene Ontology annotation, molecular function: nerve growth factor receptor binding; growth factor activity. The transcript is spliced from 2 exons.